AUGGAACCUCUUACCCUCAGUAACCCUGACGCUCCCAUUGUGACUCCUGUCGCUGCCCCUUUCUGCCCCCCUUUCAUCAGCAAUCUGGCGCUCAACCCGAAUCUGACGGGCAGCUUUCCAGAUGCUCUCGGAAACCUCCUGCAGCUCACCACGCUGGACAUGCACGGGUGUGGCCUAUCGGGCUCCAUCCCAGCCACCAUCGGCCGACUCACCAGCCUGAGCUACUUCCUGGUCAACCAGAACCGCCUCUCGGGCUCCCUGCCAACACAGAUCGGCACCCUCCCCCGCCUCUACAUGCUUGAUGUAAUGGAGAAUCAGCUGGAAGGGCCCCUUCCGAAGUUCCAGGGGGCAAACGAGCUCAGCCACCUCCACAUGAGCAACAACCUCUUCACGUCUGUUCCAGCAGAGAUCAGCAGACUGCCCAAACUGCUGCACCUGCUGAUGGACAGCAACCGUCUCACCCAUGACUUUCCACUCGCUUUCAACAACACCAACCUCACUGUCAUCUACUGGAGCAACAACAUAAUACCCGGCCCCUUCCCCUCCACCUGGUUCUUCCCCCGACUCAAGGACUUCCUCUUCAGCAACUGCUCUCUACCGAAACAGCCUCUUCCUUCCUUCCCUAUCUCUCGCAACCUCUCCAACCUGGACCUGAGCAGCAACAGUUUCACAGGCUCCAUCCCAGGCUCUCUGUUUUGGCAGCACCCUAACCUCGUCAACCUCAAUUUGGCUAACAACGAUCUUAGUUCGAGCUUCCCUCCAGCGAUCGCCGAUGCUGCCAGUCUGCAAUCCGUCUUCCUAUCCGGCAAUCAGCUCAGCGGUCCCUUGCCAGACCUCUCAUCGCUGCCCAGCAUCGUGUCGCUCUCCCUCUUUGACAACUCCCUCUCCUCCCUGCCGCCCGCCCUGCUCGCCAAGACCAACAACAUCACGCUGCAGCUUUUCAACAACGAUCUCUGCAAGCCAUUCAAGCCAGACUACACGCAAGUCUGCUCCCCCCCGACCCCCCUCACCCAAUACACCUCCCCUGCCUUUUGCGACGGCCUCGCCUGCGAGAACGACCUCUACAGCCCUAGCGCACCGCUCUAUAACGAGUCACACUCUUGCGUGUGCGUGUCCCCGUUAAGAGUCGACCUGGAGCUGUUUAUAUCGGAUUUCGUGGUGUACCAUGAGGCGCUGGUGCAGCAGCUGGAGCAGCGGAUCUUCUCUGAGCUCACCAGCAAGUCGCAGAUCAACAUCAGCAGGCCAAAGGUCCUCGUCUCUGCCAUAAGAAGCCCCGCUUCGCUCGACUCGCUUGCCUCCACCUUCACCUCGGAGCACAUCAACCACGAGUCAACGCUCAUCAUCACCGUCCUCUUCUUCCCGCCGGGCGGCGAUGGCAGCUGGCACCCGCGAGACACACCGCAGGCCAUCCGCAACGCCCUCACCACCCGGGACCUUGCCAUGCGUGUUGCUCUCGGCAACUUCGGGCUCUUUCGAGUGGUUGGAUUCUACGGCCCCGCACCCUACACCCCCCCAGCGCAGCAGCAGACUGCUUCCUCUGGGCUGAGCACGGGUGCCAUCGUGGCCAUCUCAGUGUCCUCCGCUGCUGUUGCCAUCGCCCUCAUUGUGCUUCUUCUCAUGCGCCCCUGGGAGAGGCGAGGAGACCUGUGGAGCUCGGAGGACUACAAGGCAAUAGAGGGGUUGCAGAUGCUGGGGGUGCACCGGUGCAAGCUCAAGGACAUAGCGGAUGCGACCCAGGGGUUCAAGACGCUGCUGGGGGAGGGCGGAUACGGACAGGUGUACCGAGGAGUAAUGGAAUGGGGGGAAGUGGUGGCAGUGAAACGAGCCAAGGGGCACGUGAAGCUGUGUGGCACUGAGUUUCGCAACGAGAUCCAGCUGCUGUCAGCCGUGCGCCAUCGCAACCUGGUGGCACUCAAGGGCUUCUGUGUGGAGGCGGGCGAGCAGCUGCUGGUGUAUGAGUUCAUUGAAAGGGGGACGCUGGAGGAUAUGUUGAGAGCGGACUCAAAACACCCGCUGACGUGGCGGCAGCGGGUUGACAUCGCGUGUGGCGCAGCCAGUGGGUUCGCGUACCUGCACCAUCAGAUCAAACCGCCCAUCAUCCACCGCGAUGUGAAGACGGCCAACAUCCUGAUCACAGCAGGCCUCGAGGCGAAGGUGGCCGACUUUGGCAUUUCCAAGGCGGUCCCUGAGGAGGUGAAGGGGGGGAGGCUGGACACGCAAGUGAAGGGGACUGUGGGCUAUUUGGACCCACAGUAUUUUCAAUGCGAUUUACUCACGGAAAAGAGUGACGUGUACAGUUUCGGCAUCGUGCUUCUAGAGCUAGCCACAGGUGAACAGGGAGUGGAGGGAGUGGUGGGGGGGGCAGCAUGGGGGAAUGUCGAGCAACGAAGGGGAUGGGCUAAACCACAUGGUGACUUUCACUGGCAGUGA
This is a messenger RNA of Closterium sp. NIES-65, 2430 nucleotides long. The record is from the annotation of a GenBank genome assembly. NCBI's taxonomy places the organism in Eukaryota, Viridiplantae, Streptophyta, Zygnematophyceae, Desmidiales, Closteriaceae.